This is a messenger RNA of Anopheles maculipalpis, 2073 nucleotides long. Its product is annotated as phenoloxidase 8-like. Lineage: Eukaryota; Metazoa; Arthropoda; Insecta; Diptera; Culicidae. The record is from RefSeq and is a predicted model, not a curated record. The transcript has 4 exons. Bases 7 to 2073 code for a protein of 688 amino acids. Gene Ontology annotation, molecular function: oxidoreductase activity.
UCAGUCAUGACGGAUGCGAACAAUCUGUUGGCACUGUUGCAGCGCCCUCUGGAACCGACCUUCCUGCCGAAGGAUGACGGCAAGACGGUGAUCGACCUUCCGGACGACUUCCUCACCGAUCGGUACCGUCCGAUCGGAGCGGAACUGCAGUCACGCUUUUCGAGCGAUGCCGAACAGCGUAUCCCGGUGCGACAGGUGGCGACGCCCGAUCUGACGUUCGCAAAUGGAAUCCCACGCCGUGGUGGGUUUUCGCUGUUCAUACCGAAGCAUCGUGAUGCGGCCGCCGCUCUGAUCAAUCUGUUCAUGCAGCAGCCGGACGUACAGACGCUGAUGAGUGUGGCUACGUACUGCCGCGAUCGGCUAAACCCGGUCUUGUUCCAGUACGGUUUGGCCGUGGCCGUGCAGCACCGUGAGGACACGAAGAACGUUACCAUUCCGUCGAUCGUGUCACUGUUCCCGGAUCAGUUUGUCGAUCCUGCCGUGUUCCCGAAACUGCGCGAAGAAGGUGCCGUCGUGCAGCAGGAAAAUCGGAUGGUGAUCGAUAUUCCACCAAAUUACACCGCUUCCGACCGUGAAGAUGAGCAGCGUCUGGCGUACUUCCGGGAGGACAUCGGUGUCAACAUGCACCACUGGCACUGGCAUUUGGUAUACCCAGGUGAUGGACCGGAUGAGGUUGUGCGCAAGGAUCGGCGCGGUGAGCUGUUCUUCUACAUGCACAGCCAGCUGAUCGCACGCUACAACAUCGAGCGGUUCUGUGCCAAACUGAAGAAGGUACGCCAUUUCACCAACUACCGCGAACCCAUCGUCGAAGCGUACUUCCCGAAGAUGGUUCGCAGUCAAACGAAUCGCGCCUAUCCAGCGCGUGCGGCCAACGUUACGCUGCAGGACGUCGAACGUGUCGGCGACAAUACGUUCGUCUCGGUGAACGAUCUCGAACGCUGGCGCGAUCGCAUUCACGAGGCCAUCGAUCAAGGUUUCGUGCUGGAUAAGGACGGCAAUCGCCUGCCGCUGGAUGAGGAGCGCGGUAUCGACAUCCUGGGCGAUGUGGUGGAAGCAUCAAGCAUUACGCCGAACGCCAAGCUGUACGGAAGCCUUCACAAUAUGGGCCACAAUGUGAUCGCUUUCGUUCACGAUCCGGACUCACGCUAUCUGGAGGAGUACGGUGUGAUGGGUGACGUGACCACGGCAAUGCGUGAUCCAAUCUUCUACCGCUGGCACGGCAUGAUCGACGGUAUCUUCCGUCGGCACAAGGAUCAGCUGACGCCCUACACCGCCCAGCAGCUGGGCAAUCCGGGUGUCACGGUGAGCUCGGUCGGUGUGCAACUGUCCCGACCGAACACACCCGCCAACGUGCUGCUUACCUUCUGGCAGCGUUCGCAAGUGGAUCUGGCCGCCGGUUUGGACUUCGGUCCGCAGGGUAACGUGUUUGCGUCGUUCACCCAUCUGCAGCACGCACCGUUCUCGUUCCGCGUAGAGGUUAACAAUGACUCGGGCGCCAUCCGGAAGGGAACGCUACGCAUCUGGAUCGCACCGAAGGUGGACGAGCGUGGUACACCACUUACCUUCCGCGAGCAGCGGCUUUACUUCGUCGAGAUGGAUACUUCCACGGUGACACUGAAUCCUGGCAUGAACACGAUUGUACGCCGGUCGGACCAAUCCAGCGUUACCAUCCCGUACGAUCGGACGUUCCGUGCGAUCGGUACCAAAUCCACCCCGACCGACACCGGUGAUUUGGCUCAGUUCCGUUUCUGCGGUUGCGGCUGGCCCCAGCAUAUGCUCGUUCCGAAGGGAGCGCCCGAGGGUGUUCAGUUCGAUUUGUUUGCAAUGGUUUCCGACUAUGAGCAAGAUUCCGUUGCCCAGGAACUCGAUCCUAACGCACCGUGCAGUGACUCACACUCGUUCUGUGGAUUGCGGGACAAGAAGUAUCCGGAUCGCCGUGCCAUGGGCUAUCCGUUCGAUCGCUCCACGGAGCGUACCGUUACCACGCUGGAUGACUUUGUGGCACCGAACGCCAACAUGAAGACGGCCACGAUUCAGGUGAAGUUCAACAACACCGUAAUCGCGCGCACUUAA